UUCGGGCGAAUGGCGGGGAUGAAGGUUGGCGACAUGGAGCUGGGCUAUGGGAGCUUCCAAGUGGAGGGAAGGUCGAAUUGGAAGAGAAAAGCUUUCCUUGUCGCCAUGGGCACCGCCAUGACUGCCCUGAUGAUUCUUCUUGGUCUUGAUCAAUCGCAUGAGAUCUCAGAACCAACAAGACAAACCCUCUCGACUCAAAGACUCUUUGCGGCUGAUAACGUUGCGAUGAAUGGCGGCACCAGCGGCGUUGCAGCAAGCAAAGGAGAUGCUUCCGACUUCAUGAACAGCGCUGACCUGGGUGACUACGUUGAUGCUAUCAUCGGUCCUGCACCCUCUGGGUUGACGGAAGGAGGAUACAAGAAACGUGGAAGUAUCGCUGUCUCCAAGAUCGACGCAGCAGGCUUCUACUACUUGAACGUGGAGGGAGAGCCCGGGCAUGCCUUGGAGUGCAUCCUGCAGGGCUCCGACGGCUACCACAGACACUGGAAGGGAUACGGGCAGAUUUACACAGGGCCCAUCCAUGAGGGCAACUACGGAGGGAAGGACUACUUGCAGAUUCAAGAUCUUGUUACGGGAGAGGUGGAGUACUUUCGGUUUCGUUUCACUUAAUGAAUCAAAUAGAGCUAAA
This is a messenger RNA of Guillardia theta CCMP2712, 628 nucleotides long. RefSeq lists its product as hypothetical. Lineage: Eukaryota; Cryptophyceae; Pyrenomonadales; Geminigeraceae. Bases 10 to 609 code for a protein of 199 amino acids. The record is from RefSeq and is a predicted model, not a curated record. The transcript is spliced from 6 exons.